Molecule: messenger RNA, 3820 nt
Organism: Phragmites australis (common reed)
Lineage: Eukaryota; Viridiplantae; Streptophyta; Magnoliopsida; Poales; Poaceae
Exons: 6
Coding region: 100-3324 (1074 amino acids)
Molecular function (GO): metal ion binding; mRNA binding
Source: RefSeq, a predicted model, not a curated record
UCCGCGCGCCUUCGGGUGGUUGGGUUGGGUGGGGUUUAGGGUUUUGUACUAGGGUUUUCGUCCUCUCCACCACCUCCUGCUCCCCGCGCCCCCGCCUCCAUGGCUGGGGUGGAGGACGAGGACGAGUUUCGGGACGCCGACGACGCAGACGCCACCGCUCCGCCACCUUCAUCGACGUCGGUUUCGACCCCCUCCAAGCCCAAGCCCGCUGCUGCUGCUGCUGGCUUCGGCAGGAGGCUGCUCGCUUCCAUCCCUCUGCCCGCCACUUUCUCCGCCGCCAUCGGCCGACCCUCCACUCCUUCCAGCCCCAAGCCCCCACCGCCGCCGGCCUCCAAGGUGGGCCUUGGCCUCCUGCUCAACCCGGGUCGCGAGCCCUCCGCCGACAGCUCCGACGCCUCGGCCCACAACCUUCACCUGCCUCCGACGACUGCUCUCCAGCAACAGCACGGGGAGGAGGUGCUGGAGGAACAAGGCACCUCUGUUCAACGGGCUCACCUCGCUUUGCAGCACAGGGAAGAUCAGGUAGUUGGACAUGAUGUUGGUGGUGUGGGAGAGGAGCUAGUAGUACUAGUACCGAUGGAGGAGGAAUGCCGGCUUACAGCUGAAGGUCGGGAGAAGGAAGGUGUUGCUGAUGGAUGCUCUGCGAACAAGAAUGGUUUCUCUUUGCAUGAUCAGGAGGAGGGGGAGCAGCGCACAAGUGUUGAGCUGGGAGCAACCAUGGAAGAUCAAGAUGUGGUGGAGCAAGAAGGGGCGACCAAGUACUACACUGCUGUGGAAGAUCAGAGUAACAAUGCUGCAGAACAAUGUGCCGGUGAUGCACCAAGGGCAUUCAAGGAUGGCAACAUUGUGGAAGAUCAGGAGGUGGUGAACCAAGAAGGGGCGACCAAGUACUACACUGCUGUGGAAGAUCACAGUAACAACGCUGCAGAGCAAUGUGCCGGUGAUGCACCAAGGGCAAUCAAGGAUGACAACGUUGUGGAAGAUGAAGAGGUGGUGGAGCAAGAAAGGGCAACCAAGUACUACAGUGAUGUGGAAGAUCAGAGUAACAACGCUGCAGAGCAAUGGGCCGGUGAUGCACCAAGGGCAAUCAAGGAUGACAACGUUGUGGAAGAAAAGGAGAGGGCAAUGGAGCAAGGAGGUCCUGUUGGCAUACUGUGUGCAGCCGAGGAUGACAUUGCUGUGGGAUCGCAAGAGGAGGAAGGCGUGGUGGUGGAAGGGCAAGGUGAGGAUGGCAUUUCUGUACUGGAUCAACAUAAGAUGGUGGAGCAGUGCAUGAGUGAUGAGCUGGGAGUAGCCAUGGGUGAUAGCGCCAUCCAAGAUCAAGAGGUGGUGGUGGUGGAGCAAGAAGAGGUAACCGAUUAUUAUGAUGCUGUGGUGGAAGAUCAGAGUAAUAAUGCUGCUGUGGAGCAAUGCACCAGUGAUGAAUUGAGAGCAGUCAAGGAUGGUAACAUUGUGGAAGAAAAGGAGAAGGCGGUGGAGCAAGAAGGUGCUAUUGGUAUACUGGGUGCAGCUGAGGAUGAUGUUGCUGUGGGAUCGCAAGAGCAGGAGGGGGAGGAGGAGGUAGUGGUGGUGGCAGAGCAAGGUGAGGAUGCCAUUUCUUUACAAGAUCACGAUAAGGUGGUGGAGCAGUGCAGCAGUGAUCAACUGAGAACAACCACGGAUGAUAAUGCUGCACAAGAUCACGAGGUGGUGGAGCAAGAAGGUGCCAUUGUUGAAAGGGGUGCAACCGUGGAUGGCAUUGCUGUUGAAACUCAAGAGAAGGCAGUCGAGCAAUCUGCAGGUGACGAAUCAAGAGCAACCAAGGACGAGAAUGCUGUGGAAGAUAAGGAGAAGGUGGUGAAUCAAGGUGUCAUCGACAAACAGGGUGCAAUCAAGGAUGGCAGUGCUGUGGAGCCUCAAAAUGAGGAGGAUGUGGUGGUUGCAGAGCAAGGUGAGGAUGGCAUUUCUGUACAAGAUCAGGAUAAGGUGGUGGAGCAAUGCACCAGUGAUCAACUGAGAACCACCACAGAUGAUAAUGAUGCAAAAGAUCAAGAGGUGAGCAGGGAGAAGGUUAGGCUCAGUGCUGGAUAUCCGCAGAGGCCCGGCAGACCGAACUGCCGUUUUUACAUGUUAAACGGGAGCUGCUCAUAUGGGUUAUCAUGCUACUAUAAUCAUCCACAGCUCAAAGCAAAACCAGACGUUUCAAGUUUCCCCUCUGAACAAGGAAAUCGUGAAGUUGCAGAAUUUCUGGAACUGAACCGUGUUGGGCUCCCCAUCCGAGAAGGAGCAAGGAACUGCACCUAUUUCAUGCGUAAUGGUACUUGCAGAUAUGGGAAAAAAUGUUGUUUUAACCAUCCAGAACAAGUACUUGAUGCUCAGCUCUACAUGCCAACAGGGUGGGAUGAUACUAACUUGCCAUCUUCACCGCACUCGAAGAAAUCUUCUGAACAUGCAAUCUUAGAUGACUUAUCAUCUAGCUCAGAGUUCCUUCCUCCAAACAUACUUCGAAUGCUUUUACCUCCUCAAAAUGUGCCUCCUACUACUGAAGAAAGGGAAAUGAAGGUGAAAAAGGAUCCCGAUUGGUCGUCUGCUUCAGAUGAUUCUGAUGGGUGCUGUUUGGCUGAUGGUUCAGGUGGGCCUUUGUGCAAGCAGGAACAUGCGGACUAUUCUGAGAGGCCUGGUAGACAGGAAUGCCCUUUCCUUUUGAGAUUUGGUAAUUGUAAAUUCACAUCAGCAUGCCAAUAUUAUCAUCCAAAAGACAAAUUCUCAAGUAGAUACCAUCCAAAAGAUCCAUCACUGGCAGAAGAACCAAUGGUUUAUCCUGAAAAACCUGGUGAACCAGAAUGCCCCUUCUAUAUGAAAACUCGGUUCUGUAAAUUUGGGGUAGAAUGUAAAUUUCAUCACCCAAAGGAUUUACCUCCAAGUAUGCGGACCCCAACAAUUCCAAAAAGAUCGAUUGCUGCUAAUGAAGACCAUCCAACAGCAAAAACCACGCUGCAAGACCAUAUGUACCUGCAACAGAAGUAUCCUGAGAGACCCGGUGAACCAGCCUGCCGGUACUACAUGCAAUUUGGGAAAUGUAAAUUUCUGUCAGCAUGUGUAUUUCAUCAUCCAAAAGAAAGACUCCAAAGUGGGUGGCAUCCCAUAGCUCCAGUUCACUCUGACAAGUAUGAGACUUGGCAACCCACACACACUUUCAGAUCAGAAGACCAUUGCCAGCAGGAGCAGAACAUACUUGGCAUGCCAGAAUGCCCAUUCUACAUGAAAACUGGGACAUGCCAAUUUGGAUCAGCAUGCGACUUUGAUCAUCCAAAACGUUGGUGUUCAAGCAGAGGGAGUAAUUGAUGAUGGAACUGACUAUGAAAAUACGAUUACCUCACAAAGUCAGAGAAUAUUCUUCAGCAACAGGAACAGACAAUAGGUUACAUACAUUUGUGAGAUCAUUUUGCAACCACUUUUGCAGCUGAAUCUUAAGUGGAUAUAUGACUAGCUGAUGUGAGGAGGAAGAUCUGAUGACGAACAGAAACUUUUGUAGGAACGCGGCUCUAGCCCUAGUCUUCUCUUGUGAAGAGAUAGAUGAUUCUAGUCAUGUGUGUUCGUUUCGAAUUUCUGCCCUAGUCUAGUUAGAAUUCUUGUACCAGUUGUGACUUGCCUGGUGACUCCCACCUCCCAGUCAUAUGCCAUUUAAUAUUACCGUGCCCAGUGCCCACCCCUGUGGUGUAAGCUCGAGAUUGCGGAUCAUUCAGUAUGCAGCACUAGAACCCUGCACUCACUAACGAUCGUGGUUAUGGCAGAUUGAAAUCUCAGAUCGCCUUUUGUCCAGUUUGUCUGAGAUUAAUUA